UUUAAAAUACUUGUCGCGUUGCCAGUCAGUCGGGUCAGUCAGUGGUUCAUGGUUAUACGACGCACGUGAUAACGAUAUAUAUUAAUAGUAUUAGUAUUAUUUACCUGCAUUUUUUUACAUUAUAAUUGCCCUGAAAGUUCAUGCAAGCGAUAAAGCUUGUAGAUAAUUUUUCCACUUGCACCUUGAAAUCAGUAAGUCUUCAAAACGUAUAUCGUAGAGAUGGGUACAUUGGAAUUAAAACAGACUUUGACUGGACAUAGGGGGAGAGUGUGGAAUGUUUGCUGGCAUCCAAAAGGCACGUACCUAGCGUCUUGCGGCGAAGAUAAGACAAUUAUAAUAUGGGGAUCACAAGAUACUAAAUGGGCUGUGAAAACUAUUUUAACCGAAGGCCAUACUAGAACCAUAAGAGAGAUCGCGUGGUCUCCUUGUGGAAAUUAUAUAGCUUCUGCUAGCUUCGAUGCUACUACUGCUGUAUGGGAUAAAAAGUCGGGGCAGUUUGAAUGUAAUGCAACUUUGGAAGGGCAUGAGAAUGAAGUGAAAAGUGUUAGUUGGGCUUGUAGUGGACAGUUGUUGGCUACUUGCAGUAGAGAUAAAUCUGUUUGGAUAUGGGAAGUAAACGACGACGAAUACGAAUGUGCUGCUGUUAUUAAUGCCCACACUCAAGAUGUAAAAAAGGUAAGGUGGCAUCCCAAUGAAGAAAUUGUAGCAUCUGCCAGUUAUGACAAUACUGUGAAGAUAUUCAAAGAGGAUGCUGCAGACAAUGAUUGGUCUUGCAUGGCAACGUUGUCAUCUCACACAUCGACAGUUUGGAGUCUUGCGUGGGAUAAAUCGGGCAACAGAAUUGCUACCUGUAGCGACGAUCAAACAGUGAAGAUAUGGCAAGAGUACAAGCCCGGUAAUGAGCCAGGAAUCGUUACAACGAAUAACGAAUCUGUAUGGAAGUGCGUGUGCACGAUAUCUGGUUAUCAUACAAGGACGAUAUACGACAUAGACUGGUGUAAAACAACGGGUUUAUUAGUGACUGCAUGCGGUGACGACAUUAUUAGGAUAUUUAAAGAAGACGGCGACUGUGAUCCUCAUCAGCCAACGUUUACAAUGGUCUGUUCAAUGGACACUGCUCAUAGUCAAGAUGUAAAUACUGUGCAAUGGAAUCCAACUGUUCCUGGCCAGCUUGCUUCGGCCAGCGACGACGGCUCAGUGAAAAUUUGGUUUUAUAACGAAUGAUAGUUUUCUAUGUAGCUGUAUUUUUUAUUAAUAAAUUUUAUUUAAAAGA
Molecule: messenger RNA, 1273 nt
Organism: Ceratina calcarata
Lineage: Eukaryota; Metazoa; Arthropoda; Insecta; Hymenoptera; Apidae
Gene: Ciao1
Product: cytosolic iron-sulfur assembly component 1
Exons: 3
Coding region: 220-1224 (334 amino acids)
Biological process (GO): iron-sulfur cluster assembly
Cellular component (GO): mitochondrion; cytosolic [4Fe-4S] assembly targeting complex; cytoplasm
Molecular function (GO): protein binding
Source: RefSeq, a predicted model, not a curated record